UGUACUUUUAUGUGUGUUGUGAGCGUGACUUUAGCCAUACUUUUACUAUGCCGUGAUUGUUUUUCUGAGCACAGAUGUAAUCCUCAGAAAAACAACCUUUAUGUGUUUUCAAUACAAGUGUUCAAAAAUGCCAAAAUUAAGUAAAUCAGUGCGAACUUAAGUCCACGAAUCGAACUAGAAUCUUAUAAUGACGUUGAGGUGAGUGUUCUUCAAGAUGGCUAUGGUGAUAUCUCAAGCGACUAAAGCAGCGAUUGGGGGGUUCUUGGCGCUGAUGGUGUUGGGGGCUGUGCUGGUGGUGGGAGCUGCCUUCGGCUGGUUCGACCCCCGGAGGGAAGAUGAGGACUCACCGGCGAAGAUCAGUGCGAGACUGCAGGGUAGAACAUCUUUUGUCACGCAUCGUGCUGUAAACCCAGAUGAAAACCGAUUACCCAUCGUAUCCCAUUCGUCUCCAUAUUUCACGGAAACCGGGGAAAAGGGAACGCUUGUCCCCUUAUCCGGCCAAUGCAAGUGCACUGUGAACGACUUGUCUCGGCUCCUAUCAACAAUUCCGGGCCUAAAAGGGACCCCUGGGCCACAGGGGCCAACAGGCGCGGAUGGCACCACCGGAGCGCCGGGUAAAACGGGUCAAAUGGGUGACCCAGGACCACCAGGCCCAAUAGGGCCAAAAGGUGACAGAGGAGAACGGGGAGACAUCGGUCCCUCCGGGCCAGAAGGUCAGCCCGGGCCAAAAGGGGAGCCUGGAGUAGAUGGGGCCUCUGGACCUCAAGGUCCUCCUGGGCCUCCUGGGCCAUCAACAGCUCUAAUGGAAUCAUCCGGAUUAACCGGUCUACAAGCCGAGAGGGGACCUAUGGGGCCCCCGGGCCCUCAAGGUGACAGAGGUUAUCCGGGCAACAAGGGGGAGAGGGGAUUACACGGGUCCAAGGGGGACAAAGGAGAACGGGGUUAUGUGGGGCUGAGGGGUCCACAUGGAGCGAAAGGCGAACGCGGGCUUCCCGGCCGCGACGGCAGUCCCGGGCUACCUGGCCCUCACGGCCGACCAGCGGAAAAGGGCGAGAAAGGUGCACAAGGAACUCCUGGACCGCCCGGCCCUCCUGGAACUGGUGUUAUCGACAAUUCAAUAGUAGCUGGUACUGCAAGCACUAGCCUCGGAGAAGGAGCACUCGUGAAGGCGGUAAAGGGGGAGAGAGGUGAAAAGGGCGAGAAAGGCACCAGAGGCAUGGAAGGCCCACAAGGUUUUCCCGGAAACGACGGGAAACCAGGAGAGCGGGGGGACAUAGGCCCAUCAGGUCUACCUGGGACACAAGGGUCCCCUGGCCUUACGGGCCCGAAGGGGGAGAGGGGCGAAGCUGGACCACCGGGCCCGGUGGCGCUUUCGAAGGAAGAAGCUUCUGUAUGGACAAAGGGCGAGAAAGGCGAAACGGGGCCACGAGGCAAGCGAGGGCACCCGGGGCCCCCAGGCCCCAGAGGUCCACCGGGGGCCCCGGGGCCUCCGGGCUCCCCCGGCACCGAUGGCACUUCAGGCGACAUCGGACUACCUGGUUGGACGGGACCACCUGGUGCCACCGGCCAGCCUGGACCUCAAGGACAGAAAGGUGAAAAAAGGGGACCCCGGCCUCAAUCCGCUCGACCUUGACAAGAUAAAAGGUGCAAAAGGCGAUCGGGGUUACGACGGGGCCCCGGGCACGCCGGGCAAGGAGGGCCCGAGAGGCCCCCCGGGGCCCGCCGCCGCGCCGGUCCCCAAUACCAAGUACAUGCCGGUACC
Molecule: messenger RNA, 1762 nt
Organism: Leguminivora glycinivorella
Lineage: Eukaryota; Metazoa; Arthropoda; Insecta; Lepidoptera; Tortricidae
Product: collagen alpha-1(XI) chain-like
Exons: 14
Coding region: 215-1633 (472 amino acids)
Source: RefSeq, a predicted model, not a curated record